Molecule: messenger RNA, 1441 nt
Organism: Bipolaris sorokiniana ND90Pr
Lineage: Eukaryota; Fungi; Ascomycota; Dothideomycetes; Pleosporales; Pleosporaceae
Product: glycosyltransferase family 34 protein
Exons: 2
Coding region: 338-1228 (296 amino acids)
Biological process (GO): protein N-linked glycosylation
Cellular component (GO): Golgi membrane
Molecular function (GO): glycosyltransferase activity
Source: RefSeq, a predicted model, not a curated record
GUCCGGUUUUCGCAUCUGUGACUUCUUUGUCCAUCAUCGCUUUUGUUGCUCCAGCCAGCAUUUUCGCCAUCCGCCUGGUCCAGAAUAUGCUGUGUAACGUUGCGCCACCCUGUCUACGGCUGAGUCCCUGACGUGAAUCCACCAUGUCUACUUUUCCUUGCUCAAUCUCUAAUCUCCACCAUGAGUAGCUUCCAUCCCUCACACCUUCAGCUGCCACAACUGUGCCAUCUUCGGUACUGCUCAUGCUCAUGCUCAUGCUCAUGCUCAUGUCAAGGUGAAAACACCCUGCUCCCGUGUCAAUCAAGCGCCUUCUUCAAUUCGACAUUCUGUUGCAAUCAUGCUCGUCCGGUCAGCAAGAAGGCUGCCGCUAUCAUUCGUACUUCUGCUUGCCUUCCUGGCCUUCUUGGGUUGGGAACUCAAUCAAGGAAUAAGACAUGAGGAGCAUCCGUUGCCGCCAUCGCCUCCUCCGCCUCCUCCGCCUCCUCCGCCCGCUCCUAUCGAACCUGAGCAGAAGCCACAUGUCGAGGAGAAGAAACCGCUUCGAUUAGCACUCGUAACCUUUGUCACCGAGCAGAGAUCAUACCUUUAUCUCUCGCUAAGGAACAAAGAUCACUACUCACGCCGUCACGGCUAUGACCUUGUCAUCGACUACGAACAGCAUAGCGAAACUGGAAACCCUGUAUAUUGGAAGUUCGACAUGAUCGAAAGGCUUGUCAAGUCCGCAAAGUAUGACUGGAUAUGGUGGCUCGACUUCGACACACUCAUCACCAACACCAAUGUCAAUGUUGCCGACAUAGUCAACGACGAGUUGCAGAAUGUCGAGCAUGCUGACAAAGUUGACUACAUCUUCACCAACGAUUGCAACGGCCUCAAUCUGGGAUCCUUUCUAGUCCGCGCACACGACCGAUCCCUCGAAUUCAUCCGCCGCGCGCUUGAUCUCCGCCACACCGACGAGGGCAAAGACUAUAGCGAGCAGGAUGCCCUGGUACGUGUUAUGAAGGAGGAGCCAUACUCGAAGAGGUUCAUUAUCGCGCCUCAAUCGAAAUUGAACGCCUUUCCUGAAGAGAUCAAAUGCUACGAAGAUGAGCAUGGUCAGUGGGAGCCUGGCAAAUUCGUUCUGCAUUUCGCGGGCGCGUGGGCAUAUGUAAAGGGCGACGACCCUACAGGCCAACUUAUGGACAAAUACAAGCAUGACGUCAUGUGGGGGAAAUGGGAAGAUAUUUAUUGACGGUGAUGAUGAUUACGAUAACAAAUGCUGUGUGGGAUUACUGUGGGGUUUCGGGUAUCCUAGGAGCAUUCACUUGAGAUGUUAGACCUUCUCGCACUGGAGUACAGAACUCAAGCAAAACUGUUUAUACACUGAACUCACAAGAUGGUGGAGUUGCUAUGGCCCGGUGGAGUACGCACAAGAACACUUACUUAGUUUUAUUGGAACAUCGCA